Messenger RNA from Prosopis cineraria, 4976 nucleotides. RefSeq names its product protein SCAR3-like. The record is from RefSeq and is a predicted model, not a curated record. The coding region runs from base 253 to 4614 and encodes 1453 amino acids. Gene Ontology annotation, biological process: actin cytoskeleton organization; positive regulation of Arp2/3 complex-mediated actin nucleation. Gene Ontology annotation, molecular function: Arp2/3 complex binding; protein kinase A regulatory subunit binding. Gene Ontology annotation, cellular component: cytoskeleton. The transcript is spliced from 9 exons. Lineage: Eukaryota; Viridiplantae; Streptophyta; Magnoliopsida; Fabales; Fabaceae.
GCUUGCGGAGUUGGCAAUCUCCCUUCUCCGUCUGCCGAACCAUUUCUCUGAGCCCGUUUCUUACUCUCCGUCCUUCUCUUGGGCACUUAUGUUGCUCCAAUCUCCUUCCUCACCCAUCCUCUCUUUUUCUCUCUCAAGUGUGAAAAUUUUCCAUCUUUCUCCAUCAUCGUUAUUCAUUUAUUGCUAACUCACAUUCAUUUACUCAUUUUAGUGAAGUUCCGUGCUUCAGCUUGUGUGUGUGUGUGUGAAAAUAUGCCGCUAGUGAGGGUGCAGGUUCGGAAUGAGUACGGCCUGGGGCGGCCUGAGUUGUGCAAAGGGACCAACAGAGAAGAUCCCAAGGCUGUGCUGGAUGGUGUGGUUGUGGCUGGCCUUGUGGGGAUCCUGAGGCAACUGGGUGAUCUUGCUGACUUCGCGGCGGAGGUUUUUCAUGGUCUGCAGGAGCAAGUACUUACCACAGCUUCUCGGAGCCAUAAAUUGAUGCUUCGUGCUCAAAACAUUGAAGCUUCUCUUCCUCCACUGGAAAAGGCCAUCUUGGCACAAACAAGCCACAUACACUUUGCUUACACAGCUGGUUGUGAAUGGCACAGUCGCACAAAAACUGAACAAAAUCAUUUCAUUUACAAUGACUUGCCACCAUUUAUUAUGCAUUCAUAUGAAGAAUGCCGGGAUCCUCCAUGCCUGCACUUGCUUGAUAAAUUUGAUCCUGGUGGCCCAGGAUCUUGUCUAAGAAGAUAUUCAGAUCCCACUUUCUUCAAGAGAGUAUCAGAAUCUUCUGAUGAAGUACACGUUGAGAAAACUGAAAGAUCUAGGAAAACUAGUAGAAUCAAGAAGAGGUUGUCACGAAGAAAUGGAGAAACUCUGCAGGGUGAACAAAUGCAUAGCAAUAGCGGCAGGCAAACUUCUUUUUCACAAACAGCUGAUGUGGUGCUGGAAUCAGAUCUGGAGGAUCAUUCUUAUUCUGUUGAUUCAAGAGCUGAUGUUGGACGGGGGAGAAGUAUGUCAGAAAGAAAUGGAGAGACUCUGCUAGGUGAACAGACGUAUAGCAAUGAUGGCAGAAUGCAGUUUGCUUCGCAUGUCAAUGGGCAAACUUCUUCCUCCCAAACAGCUCAUGUGGUGCUGGGAUCAGAUCUGGAGGAACUUUUUUAUUCUGUUGAUUCAAGAGCUGACUCUGGCUACAUUGAGUGUGUUUUUCAGCCAAGUAAUUCGGUGCAACUUGGCGAGCAGGAAUGUAAGGAAUUACCCUCAUCUGGGUUGACAAAGAAAACUGAUGCUCUUCAGUUGGCAUCUCCUACUAUAGAUUGUAAGUUUUCCCAAGGAUCAUUUGACAAGCAAAUUGCCUCAACUUCUACUGGUCCUACUUGGGAUAAAAAGGAAGAGAUAGUGGAUUCUGAAAGUCAACAGUGCGAUAGGGAUGAAAUUCCAGAGGUCCUUGAUGAAACGCAGGGCCUACAUAUGCUUGAAGAUGAACCUGCCACCCCAGAAAAUAGUGAUAAAAGUGAUUUCAUAUAUGGAGAGGAAAGAAACCUAAAACCAGUUUCGAACAGGGUCCAAACAGAUGAAACUGAUAGCGAACCUGAUAAUUACUUGGAUGCUCUUAACACUAUUGAAUUGGAAUCUGAAAAUGAUCUUGAUUGCAAAGAAAAACGAGAGGCAGAACAGUUCAAAUCUCAUGUCACUUCUGAAGUCAUGGUAAAUGCAGUGGGAGCUACAUCUACUGUACUAGACCAUGAUUUUUACAAUAUUUUUUCUCAUACUAUAUCUAAUGCAUCUUUAUACAAAGAAACAGGUUGGGAUUUCCCUGAAACCCUGCAAGAAAUUUCUCCUCACAUAUCAGAGAGACAUGUAACUGGUUUAAGAAAUUCAGUUCAAUCAGAUGUUCCUGAUAACAUAGAAAGGACCAAGAUUUUAGUUGCUUCUUAUGACUCUGAGAGUCCCAUCCGUGAACUGGUUCCUGACAUAUGUGGAAAUUCUGUUUUGGACUGCUCUGUAGGCCCGAAUACUUUGGAUGAUACUUGUUCUCUUGAUGAUACAGUGUCAGCAUCCAUCAAAACUGUUCCAUCAAAUGCACCUGUAGAUAUAGAAAGUAAAAGGAAUUUAGUUGAUUCUCACUGCUCUAAGAGCCCCACUCAUGAACAGGAGCCUCACCAACCUGGAAGUUAUGCUUUGGACUGCUCCAUAGGUACCAAUCCAUUGGAUGAUGCUCAUAUUCUAGACAAUGCAGUGUCAGUGUCCAUUGAGCCUGUUCAAUCAAACGUUAUUGUUAGCAGAGAAAAGAUUGAGAGUUUAGUUGAUACCUUUGAGUAUCCUAUCAGUGAACAGGUGGCUCACGUCAGUGGAAAUUCUAUUUUUGAUAAUGCUCAUAAUGAACAGGAGCCUCACCAACCUGGAAAUUAUGCUUUGGACUGCUCCAUAGGCACCAAUCCCUUAGAUGAUGCUCAUAUUCUGGACAAUGCAGUGUCAGUGUGCGUUGAGCCUGUUCAAUCAAAUGUUAUUGUUAGCAGAGAAAGGACAGAGAGUUUAGGUGAUACCUCUGAGUAUCCUAUCAGUGAACAGGUGGCUCACAACAGUGGAAAUUCUAUUUUUGACAAUGCUCAUAAUGACUCACAGUCAGCAUCCAGUGAGAAUGUUUCACCAGAUGUUUUUGUUAAUUCAGAAACGACCAAGGAUAUAGCUGAUUCUUGUGCCCUUCAGAGUCCCAUCCAUGAACAGGUGUCUCACGUAUGUGGAAACUCUCUUUUAGAAUGCUCUGUAGGCACCAAUCCCUUGGGUGAUUAUCCCACACUUAAUGAUUCAGUAUCAGCAUCAAUUGAAAUUGAUCCAUCAGAUGAUCCCCUUAACUUCGAAAGGAGCAAGAAUUUAGCUGACUCUCACAGUUCUGUGAGUAACAUCCAUAAACAGUUGCCUUACAUUAGUGGAAAUUCUGUUUUGAACUGCAUGGGAGGCACCAAUCCCUUGGGAGAUGCUUGUACUCUUCAUGAUACAGUGUCAACAUCCAUUGAAACUGAUCCAUCAUCUGGUUCUAAAAGUUCUGAUUUACCAGGCAAGGAAGCACAUGGUAUUGACAGUAAUGUCUCCGAAAGUAAGAAGACUCCUUCAGAGCCGACUAGGGAUCCUUCAUUUGGGUUAUGGACUAACGGUGGAUUAUUGGGACUUGAGCCAUCGAAACCCCCUGAUUUUAUUAUGUCAAGUUCUUUAAAUCAAGGGCUUAUGACCUUGGCAAAUGGUGCAGAUGGUGUUUCAAAUAAUAAUUCAAUACUAAAGAGCAAUGGAUAUAGAGAGGAACAAGAUUUAUCAAAGAUUGCUGAACUAAAUCAAAAGGAACCAAGUUCUAGAUGCUUAGUAUCACAGUGUGAUGAUCAAGCUUGCAUCUCUGGAAAGACAUCCAGCUGUCAUUGGCAGAGCAGUAGACGUGUUCAAAAUGAUGAAGAUUUUGAUAAAAAUGGGGUACCGGUACCUGGAACUGUUGUCCCAGUUGUGCACACAGGUUGUACUGAACCUAUUAAGGGAAGUGGGCUCAAUUCACCUCUUCUGUUUGGGCUUGGUCAUAAAUUACUUGCAAAUAGCUUUUGUCGGAGAGUUUCAUUUAAUGAAAAAUCUGGACCUGAUAAUUCUUUGAAAACUGGCUUAUUGGAGCAGAGUGGGCAAAAUAGCACUGUACAGCAGUCACUUCCAGGGACAUCCUUCAAAGAGCAAGUUAGUUAUGAUUAUCCUAUCUGCUCACCACCUCCUUCUCCCCCACUUGAACAUAUGAAAAUAUCUUUCUGUCCUGUUGAUGGGUUUGAGACCUUCAAACUAAAACUGAGAUUUCCUGAUGCGACUAACCAUAGUGAGAGUACAAGGGAUAUGUUUCCCUCAUUCCGAUUGGUUCCAGAGCAUUCCAUUCUUCUGCAUGAUUCAGGCUCCAAUUCAGAUGAUGACGAUACUUUUUGCAGAUCAUCUCCUUUUGUGUCAGAUGAUUGCCUUAGUCCUCACUCUGACUAUAAUUCCGAUCAGUGGGAGUCCUAUGAUUCUCCUGAUAUCAGUGGCGAUGGGGUAUAUGAUUUAUCCCACAGAAUAUCGUUAAUCGAUUCGAAGUCAAGUUCGCAAGAAGUCAGAGGAGUGACCAAUGUUGAUAUCAAUUUGGACAGUGAACAUACUAUGCUUACUCAGGAUAGUGCGGAACCUUCAUUAUCUGGGAAUUUACUUGAUUUUCCUAGCUUUGAUACUAUGAACCCUGUUCUUGGAAAAGAACGUAACGAGCAUUCUCAUUACGAUAAUCUCAAAUUGCAAGGUUACACUGAGUCUAUACCACCAGCACCGCCUCUUCCCUUAAGUCAGCGGCGGCUCUCAAAUCAGCGGUCAGAUAUGAUGAAUGAAAAACAAAAUUGCAUGUCAAAAGACGCUAAACAAAUUAAUGAUCCAACCGAUCAUGAGGAUCAUGAGUUUAAUGACGAUAUUCCAAGUAAAUUGAGGGAAAAGUCCUUCAAUCAAGAGCAUACAGUUACCGGAAAGCCAAAUGAUACAAGUCCAACUAUAGCAGACAAAGUUGCUGCAAUUUUGGAGAAAGCAAAUGCCAUGCGUCAGGUUAUUACAAGUGAUGAUGGUGAAGAUGAUAAUAACUGGAGUGACAUUUGAUGUGUUUGAUAGUCAUAUCAGUUUGUCUGCAAGAAAACAGUCAUCUUUGCCUUCUAACCUGAAGUUGCAUGAGGCCUUGCUGUACUGCAUGUAAGUAUGUGAAUAAAUCUGGUUUAUCUGUAAUUAGUUGUAGUGAAGCUGCUAUUUUAUUUUAUGUAGUUUUACGCCCAUUUGUAUUGAUUCCUUCAUUAGUUGAUUUUACUUUGAAGGUUUUGAGCUGGGUAAUCAUGUUAAGCUAAUGUAUUCUUAGAUUACUGUUCAAGGCGACUAUUUAUACAGAAUGCAAGAAAAUAUGAUAAUUGAGUCAUAAAUCCCAUUUGACUUUCUUACUAAAUAGGAGACAGUUUGGUUUUUUAUUAUUA